Molecule: messenger RNA, 3302 nt
Organism: Arvicola amphibius (Eurasian water vole)
Lineage: Eukaryota; Metazoa; Chordata; Mammalia; Rodentia; Cricetidae
Gene: Usp49
Product: ubiquitin specific peptidase 49
Exons: 9
Coding region: 1043-3100 (685 amino acids)
Biological process (GO): protein deubiquitination
Cellular component (GO): cytoplasm
Molecular function (GO): zinc ion binding; cysteine-type deubiquitinase activity
Source: RefSeq, a predicted model, not a curated record
CUUGGCAGGUGGAUGGUGUUGGGGUGAGGGGUACCAGGGCCAGAAGAGUUGCACGGAAAGACAAGGAGCAGGACCGGGUAAUAGUUGGGAGUAGGGGAGAGAGAGUGAUUAAGAGCCAGACGUGACAAGGGUGUGAACUAGUGCCGAGCCAGGGAUGAGCUGAAGGGCUGGGACUAGCUGGGGUAGGAUCGACAAGGUGUGGGUCAAUAGCUGGGUGAUGGGUGUAAAUUCUGCAAAGUGAGGGAGGCAGAAGGAGACCUGGAUUACAACCAGGUGGAGUCAGAAAUUGGAGCGUUAGUGAAAGGACGAAAGGAAGGCGAGCUUAGAGCUGGGCGUUAAUAGGACAGUUGUGGGAGAAAAGAAAAGCUGAGCGGACGCUAGAAGCACGGUUUAAGGAGUGAUGUGCUCUGGGACAGGGACCCUGGGGACAUUGGAGGGCUUCAGCAGGGACUGGCUGAAAAGCAGCCUGAGAAGAUGAGUAAGGAAGAGAUGGGCCCUGGAAUUUAGAGGAUGGAAUGGGGAGUAAAGGAAGAGAAACGAGAUUAAGGGAAGCGGGGAAGAGUCCUGAUGGGUGUCGAACUGGGGUGGUUGUACAGGACUGGGAGCUGAAUGCGCAUUUUGCUCUGAGGUGCCCCAGAAGGUCUGGAAGGGGCAGGGCACAAAUGCUGUAGUGAAGAAUCCAGGGUAGGGGCCUUUGGUGCAGAAGAUAAGGAACCAUGAGUCUUUGGAUGGGAAGAGACGUUGAAAGGAUCUUGGGUUUAUCCUGCAGCUUCAGUCAAUAUCCCACCUAAGUCAUCCCAGGUAAUAGAGAAAAGGAAAACCCAGCCAAUGAUUAUGUGAUAAUAUGGAAGUAUGGAAGAAGAUGGGAAAAAAACUGUUUAAUGGCAGCUACUGGAGCGUGCAAAGCAGAGGCUUUCAGAAACAGGAUGCUCGAGAGGCUGCCCAAGCGUUGGAGCUCCAAUACUACAGGCUGUCGUUGAAAAUCAUAACCCGUAGUCAUAGCUCAGUGGCAUGAUUAAGAGAGUGGCGACUGCGCUAAAACAUGGAUAGAUGCAAACAUGUAGGGCGGUUACGGCUCGCCCAGGACCACUCCAUCCUAAACCCUCAGAAGUGGUGUUGUCUGGAGUGCUCCACCACGGAGUCUGCAUGGGCCUGCCUCAAGUGUUCCCACGUGGCCUGCGGCCGUUACAUUGAAGACCAUGCACUGAAACACUUUGAAGAGACCGGACACCCGCUGGCCAUGGAGGUCCGGGAUCUCUACGUGUUCUGCUACCUGUGCAAGGAUUACGUGCUCAAUGACAACCCCGAGGGGGACCUGAAGCUGCUGAGAAGCUCCCUCCUGGCGGUGCAAGGCCAAAAGCAGGACCAGCCCGCGAGGCGUGGGCGGAUGCUACGGUCUACAGCUGCAGGCGAGGACGUGGUCCCACCGCAGCGCACUCCUCAGGGACAGCCACAGAUGCUCACGGCUCUGUGGUACAGGCGCCAGCGCUUGCUGGCCAAGAUGCUGCGACUGUGGUUCGAGAAGAGCUCCAGGGGCCGAGCGCAGCUGGAGCAGCGGCGGCGGGAGGAGGCGCUGGAGCGCAAGAAAGAGGAGGCCCGGCGGCGGAGGCGCGAGGUCAAGCGGCGACUGCUGGAGGAGCUGGCCAGCGCGCCACCGCGGAAGAGUGCGCGUCUGCUCCUGCACGCGACCGGGCCUGUAUCCGUGCGCCCUACUACCCUCGCUACCUCCCGGCGCACGCCUGCGGCUACACUUAAGCAGCGCCGUCAGCCGGCGGUGGCCCCAGGUGUCACCGGCCUACGCAAUCUGGGCAACACCUGCUACAUGAACUCCAUCCUCCAGGUGCUUAGCCACCUCCAGAAGUUCCGGGAAUGCUUCCUGAACCUCGACCCUUCCACCUCUGAGCACCUGUUUCCCCAAGCAACAAACGGGAAGGCUCAGCUCUCUGGUAGGCCAGCCAGCAGCUCUGCCGCAGAGUUAUCAGUAAAGAGCAACCCUGCCCAGGGAUACGAACCUCAAGGCUUCUGCUGGAACAGCGGAGCCUCGAUCAGCAGGAGCCUGGAGCUCAUUCAGAACAAGGAACCCAGUUCAAAGCACAUUUCCCUCUGCCACGAACUGCACACCCUCUUCCGAGUCAUGUGGUCUGGGAAGUGGGCACUGGUAUCGCCCUUUGCCAUGCUUCACUCAGUGUGGAGCCUCAUUCCCGCCUUCCGUGGCUACGACCAGCAGGACGCACAGGAAUUUCUCUGUGAACUGCUGCACAAGGUGCAGCAGGAACUUGAGUCUGAGGGCUCAACGCGCCGGAUCCUCAUCCCUUUCUCCCAGAGGAAGCUCACCAAACAGGUCUUAAAGGUGGUGAACACCAUAUUUCACGGGCAGCUGCUCAGUCAGGUUACAUGUGUAUCAUGCAAUUAUAAAUCCAAUACCAUUGAGCCCUUUUGGGAUCUGUCCCUGGAAUUCCCUGAACGCUACCACUGCAUAGAAAAGGGAUUUGUCCCUCUGAAUCAGACAGAGUGCCUGCUCACUGAGAUGCUGGCCAAGUUUACUGAGACAGAGGCCCUGGAGGGGAGAAUCUACGCUUGUGACCAGUGUAACAGCAAACGACGGAAAUCUAACCCCAAACCCCUUGUUCUGAGUGAAGCCAGAAAGCAGUUAAUGAUCUACAGACUACCUCAAGUCCUCCGGCUGCACCUUAAAAGAUUCAGGUGGUCUGGCCGUAAUCAUCGUGAGAAGAUUGGGGUCCAUGUCGUCUUUGACCAGGUAUUAACCAUGGAACCUUACUGCUGCAGGGACAUGCUCUCCACUCUUGACAAAGAGACCUUUGCCUAUGAUCUCUCCGCAGUGGUCAUGCAUCACGGGAAAGGGUUUGGCUCAGGACACUACACAGCCUAUUGCUACAACACAGAGGGAGGUUUUUGGGUCCACUGCAAUGACUCAAAGCUGGAUGUAUGCAGUGUCGAGGACGUGUGCAAAACCCAGGCCUACAUCCUUUUUUACACUCGAAGAACAGUUCAGGGCAGCACAAGACUCUCAGAAACCCAACUCCGAGCUCAGGUGCAGUCCAGCAGCAAGGACAAAGGCAGAACAUACACGCUCCCCUGACUAGGAGGCAUGCAUUAAAAUGUCCUUACCUUUUUCCUCAUGGGUAAUAAGGCUUGCACAGCAACAGAAGCUUGCCUCUCUAGGCCUAAAGGAGAGAAUGCCAGGUGAUUCCUGCCCUGUCAAAAAAUUAGUAGUCACUUUCUUUUGAAAACAUUUGAAAAUUCCCUCCUUUCAUAAAACAAAUCUAAAGGAGUAACUUCUA